Mangifera indica (mango) is the source of this 1306-nucleotide messenger RNA. Its product is annotated as glycine-rich protein 2-like. The record is from RefSeq and is a predicted model, not a curated record. The transcript has a single exon. NCBI's taxonomy places the organism in Eukaryota, Viridiplantae, Streptophyta, Magnoliopsida, Sapindales, Anacardiaceae. Gene Ontology annotation, molecular function: zinc ion binding; nucleic acid binding. Bases 79 to 687 code for a protein of 202 amino acids.
ACACCUUCCUAGAGAGAGUGAGAAAGUUUACUCAAAACACAUCUCUAGGGUUAGGGUUUUCUGAUUUACCGAAAAAUCAUGUCUACCGAGAGGGUUACUGGGAAGGUCAAGUGGUUCAGUGAUCAGAAGGGGUUCGGUUUCAUCACCCCUGACGAUGGCGGCGAAGACGUCUUCGUGCAUCAAUCCUCGAUUCGAUCCGAGGGUUUUCGCAGCCUUGGGGAGGGCGAGGAGGUUGAGUUCGUUAUCGAAUCUGAUGGGUCCCGCACUAAGGCGGCUGAUGUGAGUGGCCCUGAUGGAGCCCCUGUUCAAGGUGGAGGUGGAAGUGGCGGCGGUCGCGGAGGGGGUGGCCGUGGUGGAGGCCGUGGAGGCUAUGGAGGUGGCGGCUACGGUGGUGGUGGUGGUGGUUAUGGAGGUGGCGGCUACGGUAGUGGUGGUGGUGGUUAUGGAGGUGGAAGAGGAAGGAGUGGUGGUGGUGGUUAUGGAGGCGGCGGCGGCGGUGGUUAUGGAGGCGGCGGUGCUUGUUACAACUGUGGGCAGACUGGGCAUCUGGCUAGGGAUUGUCAAAAUGGUGGCGGCGGUGGUGGGGGAGGCAGGUAUGGAGGCGGCGGUGGAGGUGGUGGUAUGAACUGCUUUAACUGUGGUGGGUCUGGACACUUUGCAAGGGAGUGCCCUAAUGGUGGCCGUUGAGUUUGGUCUAACCGUUAUAAUUAAUCCUUUACGUAAUAUUCUAGCUUUUUAGCCAUUAAUUUAGGUUCUGUUUUUGUUUGGUUUUUGUUUCGAUGACACAGGUGAUAAUAUCGUUUUUUUUUGUUUUCUUUGAAGUUUGGUUAUUGUUGGUUGGGUUUUUUAUUCAGAUCUCUGAUGUUUUGAUGGGUUAUGGUAGCUGUUUAUGUUUUCUGGGUUUUAGUUCUAAGAUCAAAAUCAGUGUUGUGAGGAAGAAGAAGAAGGGCAGGAGAGAGAAUGAGAAAUGGGAAAGUCGAAAUCGAGGUUAACUCUCACUGUUUGUACAAAAUAUGUAUCUAAACAAACUGGUUUGGUUCAAUCUUAUGUGUUUAUUUUGUUGAUUUUGAAAUGUCAAGUUUUGAUAAGAAGGAACAACAAGUGACCUUUAAAAUUUAGUCUGUUUGGCGAAAAAUAGCCUUGAGACUUGGUCGUUGAAGUGACGGAUUUGGGUUUUUAAUGCCUGGGUUUCUUUUUCCCUUUUGUUUGAACGUUAGAGGCGUUUUUCUGAUGUGAACUGGCGUCUCUUUCUUUGUAUUGAGAAGGCAUAAAUUAUUGGCAUAUAAAAGCACAUGAAUUAUGACUA